This is a messenger RNA of Coniosporium apollinis CBS 100218, 5040 nucleotides long. RefSeq lists its product as uncharacterized. Gene Ontology annotation, cellular component: mediator complex. Lineage: Eukaryota; Fungi; Ascomycota; Dothideomycetes. Gene Ontology annotation, molecular function: transcription coregulator activity. The coding region runs from base 1 to 5040 and encodes 1679 amino acids. The record is from RefSeq and is a predicted model, not a curated record. The transcript is spliced from 2 exons. Gene Ontology annotation, biological process: regulation of transcription by RNA polymerase II.
AUGCCUAGCCGCCCUGCGAUUGCGCUGACGUAUGGAAAGGAUGGAUUCGAUACUAUUGCUUACCACCUCUACCAUACCAAGUGCGACACAACAGCCGAUAUCACCGACUCUGCCAGGUGCCAGAAAGUACUAGAACACGUUCAGAGGGUUGAGGCGUCGUUGAGGGAGCAGCGCUAUCUGGUCGCUGCAGACUUGUCAACAUGCGCGCUUUGGGGUUUUGGUCACGUAGACCGUCGAAUCUCGCUGGGGAGCCUGGAGCAACAGAUCAGUUCUCUACGGACGGACGACUGUUUCCAUAACCGAGCUACUCAGGGAGAAGUGAAGGCUACCGAGUUCAACAAACUCGGCUACAAAGAUUGGGCUAUAAACAAUGCUGCCAUGUUGAGCGCAUUGCAAGGCGGUUCUCGGUCACACCAAACCGCAAAUGUAAGAAUAGUGCAGGCGAACAACAGCCCGAGCGCACAAAGUUACGGCUCUUCCCUUCAGCAGCAGCUGGAGAGUCUUACUUCCAUUUACGAGUUCUUCACGGCGGCAGUCAUCGGCACGGCGUCCUACUACCUGGCAAGAUACAACCACGUAACACCCUUGAACGCUCGCACCUUCAUUGCAAUUCCGCCCCCGGAUCCUGACCUAGAUGAACAUGCCUAUCGACAUUUUGAGCAUCCCCGGUGGUUAACAGCAUUGCAUGUCCAGCUAACGACUGCGGGAACACUGGUCAUUACAUCCUCCACGGACAUAGAGCACCCGGUCUACCGGCUUGCUGACACUCGCAAAGUCAACUCAACCUUCAAACCGGACAAUAGGCUUGUUCGUAUCGCACCUUCUGGAGCUCUGGUCACGCUGGUAGAGCCAGCACCGCCGAGCACGCUAGGUUACCAUCCGGCUUCCAGUAAGCAGCCUCGAAAGCGGUCAAGAGCGCAACGGCCGGAAGACUGGUCGCAUCACUGGAAGACUGCGGUUAACGCAUGGCUAGAACGGAAAGGCAUCUUCUUAGACGGCACUGAAGAGGAUGAAGAUUGGGUCAGGGUCCGGUUACCGAGUCACGUGCUCCCCUCGGAUACGGACAAUAGCCCUACACCGCAGCUCUCAAACCAACCCGUGCUCUGGCCAGCUUCGCUAUGCUUUUACUACCAUCAAGAAGACGCCCAGUCAAAAUUCCUUGACUCAACAGGAUCCGCACAAGAGAACGGACUUGAAUGGUUCCAGACCUCUCAUCAAACAGGCUUCCAAGAUCCUCUAUCGUUUGCUAAGCAAUGGAUUCUCGGCAAGGCGGAGAGAGAAAAGGCACUUGAAGACCGUGAGAAGGCGGAGGAGGCCGAAGAGGAGGCAGCAAGAGACCAAACCGAGCAGACACAGCUGGAGCCAUCCUCUCCAUUCCAGCCCCGUAGCACAGCGUUGGCCGAUAUCAAGACCGCAAGCGGGGUGUAUCCUACGCCUCCUGAUGGCAUACCUUUCCACGGCCCGGUCGGUCCGGCUUCUGGCGAAGCCUCAACUCCGUUGCAGUUCAACAGAGCCCCGAUCACUCCUGCACAGGAUCACCUGGAUACCGAUCAUGCGAAGGAAUCUAUACAGACUCAGGACCAUGCGUUCGAGCGUCCAAUGAGCUUGGAUCUUCACAGCCCUUCUCACGACCACACAGAUGAUCUGUUCGGCGACAUGGACGACGAUACGUAUGGAGCCAAUGACGUUACUGAUAUGGACUUUGACUUCUUCGACGAUUCUGCCGCUGACAAGGACGAUGCUGCCGCUUUGGACGCUUUGGUUGAACAGGAGCUUGCUGUGGGUGGUGAAUUGGAAAGCACGAAUCAUGCCCAAAUCCAGGACUCCGCAACCGAGAAUGCUGCGUCGUAUGAACAGCUUACGAAUGACAUGCGUUCGCCGUCAGCGCCCGCGCCUGUCAGGACUGGUGUUCCUGCUCCUCCACAAGCCAUCACCGCACAGGAAAAGCCCCUAUUCAUUUCUCGAUCAUCAGGCAUGGUUCCAGGAGCGGCAACGGAAUGCGACUCGAGCAGCAAGACCACGGUCAUGACCAUUACGACCGAGCCGACUCCGCCUCUCAGCCCGCUUGCUGUGAAGCGGAAGCUGUACCCAUCUCCGAAGAUGUUUGAACCUGGCGAAGCGAAGAACCUUGAUGGUGUCACUCGAACUGCUCCGAGACACAGCGCAUUUGAUCCCCUUAAAUUUAACAGGAAACUAAGCCUAUCUGAUGCGAAGUACGGUGCUGAUGGCCGUUUCAGCUUCGCCUCUCCGAAGCAACCAUCUGAUGACCAUGCCACACAGGUUGGACUGGAACAAGAAGGUGCCUCAUUAGGACUCGACGAUUCCCUUAUCCGUCUGCCGGCGAAGCUCAAAACACCUUUAUCAUCUUCAAUCAUACCACGCAUAGAUUCAACCGCCCCGCCAAGCACAACACGCCGUACAAACACUAUUCCUGAUAACGAUGUGUUAGAUGAUUCCGAAAAUGAUUUUACCGACGUCACUAGCGGAAGCUCCUCCGAGGACUCGUCCGAUGAAGACGCUGAGAACUCGAGGGCCGCUCACAUACAUCCACAUACAUCUACCGGUAAGAGGAAACGCGAAGUCCGGCAAGGCAGCGAAUCGUCCGCAUGCUCCUCUCCCGCCAAGAGCGAUAGUAGAACGGAAGGUGCCGACUCAGAACAGAACGCGCAAGCCAUUAGAAACCCCGUCAGAAUUUUGGGCUUCCUUGAACCCGAUGCUGCAGACUGGUCGCUGGCAGGCUUCGUCGCGCCUGCUGUCGCUCCACCAAAGUCGCUUGCCCAGUCUUCGUCAUUCAUGGAUGCGGUCUCACCUAUGAAUCUUUCAACGCCGAUAACAGACAUUCAGCAAGACCGCGUCCUGUUGGGUCCGGCUUUGACUGGCGAAGAUUUGACCCACAUCGCUCAGAUUCUCGCGGACCAGGUCAUUCUCUCAACACUUGAUUUGUUGGAAGAUGAGAAAGCGCGGUUCGCCGACCCAGCCGAAAUUGUGCCUGAAUGCCCUUCAUUUAACCCAAGCGAGUCUGUUGUGGCUGGCAUCAGGAGUGUCUUCAGAGAAGCAGAGUUGCGCGACUUUGGAGAAUAUGCGACACUCAAGGAUGCUGUAUCAGAGAGAACACAGCAAAGCAAGACUCAGCCGAAACCGGUACCGCGGAGGCACGCUUCCUCAUCAAGCCAGCCCGGUGAGGACGAUAACUAUAAAGUUAAAAACAUGAUGCAUUACAUCAGGCCACCUCACAUUCGAGUCUCUCGGGCGGAAGAGACGUGGGAGCUUUCCCCGCCGGCCAUCGCAUUCUGGGACGUCCUUGGGCUUGGACCUGUCUCCGGACAAAAGAACGUGGAAGCAUAUUGCGUCUACCCUCUCAGCGACGAUCUUCAUGAGCCGGCAGAGAACUUUCUGAGUACUAUGAGCCUUGUCUACGAAAGCUGCAGGCUUGGCGCUCACAUCCGCGCUAAUGGGCCCGGCCAGUUGUCUGAAACAGUGAGCGCCGAGAACGGGUUGGUGGCGAUUGAGCUGCAAGAAGAGGCGUCGUUCCAAAGUGUCAUGCGCGCGGUCAAUGAAGUCUUCGAGACGCUCGGUAAAGCUUGGUCUGCUCCAGAUUAUGAUCGUGGCGAGGCAAAGAUCGACGCGAUUGUCAUCUACCUUAUCAACCCAUUCAAGACCUCCCGCGCUUUCUGGAAUCUCUGCAGCGCUUUCUGGACGCUGUUCAAUGUGUAUCGACAGGGGUGUCAAGCGCAGCCAGAGGUUGGACCCAAGCCUGACCUUGUCCUACAAGUCGUGCCGAUCAAGUACAUCGCCUCCUUUCAGGAGCUAAUAGUGCUGGAUCCGAACACGUAUUUCAGGCUAGCCCGUGAAGUGUACGAUCGCUGUCCACCUAGCGCACCGCCCGCCGACCGCUCGUCGCUGAGCAUCUACGGCGCCGCCUCGAUACAGCUGGAAGAGCCGGUGCCGAAGAGCAUUCCCUUCAGACUCCAAGCGGAUCCACCAUCCGAUCUGCUGCACGAGAAUUCGUACAUGCACGUCGGCUAUGCGUGUAGCAUCGAUGACGACUGGAUCACAGUCGCCUGGACGGACAACACCGGAAAGUACCAAGCGACGGUAUCAUACUGUUUGUGGGGCGGGCGAACCUUCGCAGAUAUCGCGCGCGAGAUAUGGGAGGCGACCAUCGAAAUCAUGCAACAAAGACGGGUGACGUGGCGCCUCUGCAUCGCCCGCGCCGGCAUCAUGAGUCGCGAGGAGCUAGACACUUGGAUUGCAAUCGUGCAGUCUCCGUGUCCGCUGUCCGUUGCUAUUGCCAUCCUCGCCGUCGACCCCACCCCGCCCCUUGAACUCACCAUGGACUUCCCCCUCCCGCCUGUGCCAAAGGACACUCCCGCACCCGCCCCACUCUCCGCCUCUACACCCGCAACACCCAAUCAACCAGCUCCCUCGCCCUCCACCGACCUCCCUCACGGCUUCGGUACCCCUGCCGCCACCGCGCCCACCAGCACAGCAACUCCCAGUGAAACCGCACAACCCGCGCCAGAUUCAACCACAGACCCGGACGCCCGCCUCACAGACGCAACCGACGACACCUACGCCGUGAUACUGGGCCACCGCCUCAAUACGCUGCAGUCGCUAACCGACUACCGUCCCGCGCUCGCAUCAGGCUUUUUGGUCAAGCGCGGGGUUGUGGGGAGUGAAGCGGGACGGAACCUGGCACAUGAUUCUGAAGAGCCGCCACGGUGGCCGAGGGGCCCGAUCGCUGUGGGCGUUAAUUUGUUGGUUGUUGGGGAGGUGGGGGGACGGAGGACGCAGGCUGGUGCUGCUGCUGCGACGGCUUCUCAGGACGGGAACGGGGGUGUGAGCACGGCGGAGGCAAGCCAGUGGGCGAGAAGCCCGGAGGCGGUGCUGAAGGACGCGUUGGGGAUUUAUAGGGGAUUGGGACUUUUGGCGAGACUUAGGGGGAUGAGGGGCACGAGGCAUGGGGCUGUACCGUGGCAUGUUGUUGCUGCUACGAGGGGGGUUAAGGGGUUGGAGGGGUGUUGGAGAGGGGUGGGUUGA